ACCCAGACCUCCGCGCCCAGACACCAGGCCCGCAUCCUCACAGCAGCCACCUGCCGCAGCGGGGACCAGGACAGGCUGGGGCACACGGCAAAGCUGGGGGCUGGGGGUCCUGCACCGAGAAAGGACGAAGGGGAGCGGCCUGGGGGCGGGCCCCGGGGUACAACACGUGGGCCUCAGGCACAGCACACCCUCUCCUGGCGGGAUGACGCAACCCGGCUUCUCCCGAGUCGCCGCGGCAGACUCCCCUCAGCCCCAUUCUCUGGGUGACCAACUGCCCCACGCCCUGACUAACCCUCCAGGAGCCCUCACCCGUGUAACACACCCUGGACCCACGCUGGGCACCCCACCCUUUCCCUUCGUGGAGGCGGCUAAGGCGAGGGGCUCGUCCGCACUGCGGCGGUGGGAGGGUGACGUCGCGCCUCUGGAACCCCGGACCCCCUCACCUGGGCUCCCACAGCCGCAGGUGCCAGGCUGUACCCUGUGUACCGUUUGCUCGGAGCAGCGGAGAGGAAGGCGGCCAUACCCGGACGAGAGCCGGAGUCUGUCAAGGAGCCCGCCAGCACCCUUCACUCUGCGGCUGAGACCAACGCCCCUCCCUCCAAACCAGCGUCACCUAGUCACAGAGCCGCCAGCACGCGCAAGAAAGGCUCACUUUGCCUGAAGCCUGUGCAGCAGCUGUAUGGCUCCAAAUGCAAGUCCCACCGGCCACCAGCCCCAGCUGCUGUCUUGGGGACCCUCACCAGUUUUAAAACAUGGCCUCCUCUUCCUGGCCAUUCCCAGUUAAAGGUGGGGUGUGGAAGGGUCCUUGUGCCAAUCUUUCCCACCCUCUGCCAACCCAUGUGCUUGGUAGUUUCAACAGGACCUGCACCAGCCGGCCAGGACCUCUUGGGAAAGGGACCCUGGCCUGGCAUCAUCCUGCCUGGCCCCCUCCACCGUCUGUCUCCACCAGCUGCCUCCCCUCAUCCUUCACAGGCACGACCCCCAUCUUCCCCAUCUCAGCCUCUGCUUCUCAAAGGGGCGCUCACACUCACCCUGGGAACAUUCCCCGUACCCUAAGGGCCCAAGGCAGGACAAAGACAUGGGUCCAGGACACAGAGCAGCCUCGAGGACUCAAGGACACUGCUCCUGCUGUCCCGAGGACUCUCUUGCUCUAUACUGGGGUGUUUCU
Molecule: messenger RNA, 1168 nt
Organism: Fukomys damarensis (Damara mole-rat)
Lineage: Eukaryota; Metazoa; Chordata; Mammalia; Rodentia; Bathyergidae
Product: proline-rich receptor-like protein kinase PERK2
Exons: 2
Coding region: 203-661 (152 amino acids)
Source: RefSeq, a predicted model, not a curated record